AAAAAAAGGAGGAGAGUGUGGUGAAUCGGUGUUUCGUCGUGUACGGGGAUGCGUUUGUAUAUAGUGCAUGUAUAUUUUUUGUAUGGAUUUUUGUCAUUUCUUACCUUUGCCAUGCGUAACUGCAAUACAUGGAAAGAUCCCGAAUAAGAUCCGUUUUGUUUUUGUAACAGUCUGUUUACGCACGGAGCAGCUUGCACAUUUAUAGCCAUAUUAAUAUAGCCAUAAAAAAUCGUUGCAAAGAUGCAUAUUUUUACCAAAUAAUCCGACACUGGUCUUUCCACCCGGAGGACGUACUGUUAUCUUGACUGAGCGCAUCGAAACUAAUAGUAAGUACACAUGCUACAGCUUUGCUUCAGGGGGCUAUAUGCUACUAUUACUGUAGGUCGCAAUAUUAGACUACAUCUAUUCAGAAAUUGCUCCAUUUGCCAUGUAGAUAAUCUAGACGAAUGCCAAAUUCGUUCCACAUUAUGUAUGCAAGGGCCAUUCAUUGUCGAUGGGCACAGGCCACAUUUGUUUUGAGUUCCCUCUUGUAAGAAACCAUCACAAUCCUGUCUGCAGUUACAUUUAUACGCUUUAGAAAGAGAGAAUACCAGGGGGAUAAUGUGCACCUUUUUAAAACAUCAUCCAGCCGGUGUAAGGAGGUGACAUGUUAUAUUCUAGACGCUACUUUUGAGACCCAUUCAGAUGGGGACUAUACGGGCGAGCGUCUUCUGGUCGGCCUUCCUCUACAGGCCAUCACGGAUUCCCUCGUCAACAGCCGACAAGUAACUACCGGCAGCAUACGAUCCAGAGAUGGCACGGCUAUUGUUUCUGAUUAUGCUCUAUGCUCUUCCAUCCCUUGUUGUGCCCAUACAUAAUUCAUCAACUGGAGGCUGUGCAAUCAUCCGGCCUCCCAGGGAUGGGGGGAUCCGCUACAGAGGCCUGACACAAGAGCAGAUCCGCAGUGUGCAGAUCCUGCCGGUGGAUUACGAGAUAGAGUACAUCUGCAGAGGAAACCGGGUGAUCGUGGGACCCAAGGUCAGGAAGUGUUUACCCAACGGCACAUGGACGGACAUUACGCAGCACAGCAGAUGUUUGCUGCUGUGUCCACGGGUGUGGACAUCGCUUGAGAAUGGCCGGGUGACGGUGAAGCCCCCCGGGCCUCCAGUGGAAGGGACAGUGCUCCAUUACAGCUGCCAUGCUGGCUUCAUCCUGGAGGGCAGAAACAUCAGCCAUUGCACUAAACUGGGCAAGUGGGAUGCACCUAAACCCACCUGCCUCUAUGACAGAAACUACACAGGCAAGAAGAAGCUGUACAUCGGAGCGCUGUUCCCCAUGAGCGGAGGCUGGCCGGGCGGUCAGGCGUGUAUGCCCUCCGCUCAGAUGGCCCUGGACCUUGUGAACAACAGGAGCGACAUCCUGCCUGACUACGAGCUGGAGCUCAUCCACUACGACAGCAUGUGUGACCCAGGAGAGGCCACCAAGUUGCUGUAUGACCUUCUCUACACUGAGCCCAUCAAGAUCGUCCUGAUGCCCGGCUGCAGCGGCGUCUCCACACUGGUUGCUGAGGCUGCUCGCAUGUGGAACCUCAUAGUGCUGUCCUACGGCUCCAGCUCGCCUGCUCUGUCUAACCGCCAGCGCUUCCCCACCUUCUUCCGCACGCACCCAUCGGCCACUCUCCACAACCCCACCAGGGUGCAGCUCUUCCAGAAGUGGAAGUGGACCCGCAUCGCUACUAUCCAGCAAACCACUGAAGUCUUCACCUCAACUCUGGACGAUCUGGAGCAGAGGGUGAAGGAGGCAGGCAUUGAGAUCAGCGUUCGCCAGAGUUUCCUCACCGACCCGGCUGUCGCUGUCAAGAACCUCAAGCGCCAGGAUGCAAGGAUCAUUGUGGGGCUCUUUUAUGAGACUGAAGCCAGGAAGGUGUUUUGUGAGGUGUUUAAGGAGAAGCUCUAUGGGAAGAAGUAUGUGUGGUUCCUGAUAGGCUGGUACGCAGACAACUGGUUCAAGAUCAAAGACCCAGCUAUCAACUGUACAGUGGAGAACAUGACAGAGGCUGUUGAGGGACACGUGACCACUGAGAUCGUCAUGCUGAAUCCUGAGACUGUCCGCGGCGUCUCCAACAUGACAUCGCAGGAGUUUCUGGCCGCCUUGAUGUCUCGUCUGGGAGGGAAGAAUCCUGAGGAAACCGGCGGGUUUCAGGAGGCCCCUCUAGCCUACGACGCAGUGUGGGCUCUGGCCCUUGCCCUCAAUAAGACUGUGGCACCGCUGAAGGCCAAGGGCCGACGACUGGAGGACUUUAACUAUAACAACCACGACAUCACCUCCGAGAUCUACAGAGCCCUCAACACGAGCUCCUUUGAAGGGGUUUCGGGCCAGGUAGUGUUUGACGCCCAGGGUUCCAGGAUGGCAAUGACUCUUAUCGAACAACUGCAAGGAGGCAGUUAUAAGAAGAUCGGUUACUAUGACAGCUCUCAGAAGAACCUCUCCUGGUUUGGCAACGAUGUUUGGAUAGGCGCGGGGCCUCCGGCUGAUCGGACUGUGGUUAACGAACAAUACAGGUUCUUAUCUCAAAAGCUGUUCGCUGCCGUGUCCGUCUUCGCCGGCCUCGGCAUCUUGCUCGGCAUCGUCUGUCUCACCUUCAACAUCUAUAACGGCAACGUCCGCUACAUCCAGAACUCUCAGCCCUACCUGAACAACAUGACAGCGGUGGGCUGCAUGAUGGCUCUGGCUGCAGUGUUCCCGCUGGGGAUUGAUGGUCACCACGUCCACAGAUCACAGUUCCCCGUCGUCUGCCAGUUCCGCCUGUGGCUCCUCGGCCUCGGCUUCAGCCUGGCGUACGGCAGCAUGUUCACCAAGAUCUGGUGGGUCCACACCCUCUUCACAAAGAAGGACGAGAAGAAGGAGAAGAAGAAGCAACACUUGGAGCCUUGGAAGCUCUACGCAACAGUUGGAGUACUGCUGGCUAUCGACUUCCUGUCACUCAUGAUCUGGCAGAUCGUGGAUCCCCUGCACAUUACGGUGGAGAAGUUCACUAAGGAGGCCCCUAAAGAAGAUUUGGAUGUCCUGAUUCAGCCCUUGUUGGAGCACUGCAGCUCAAAGAAGAUGAACACAUGGCUCGGUGUUGUUUAUGGCUACAAGGGUCUGCUGCUGCUGCUGGGGAUAUUUCUGGCUUACGAGACCAAGUCCGUCUCCACAGAGAAGAUCAAUGACCAUCGGGCCGUGGGGAUGGCUAUUUACAACGUUGCUGUGUUGUGCCUGAUCACGGCUCCAGUGACUAUGAUCCUGUCAUCGCAGCAGGACGCCUCCUUUGCCUUUGCCUCUCUAGCGAUUGUCUUCUCUGCCUACAUCACUCUGGUGGUGCUUUUUGUACCCAAGAUGCGGCGUCUCAUCACCCGCGGUGAGUGGCAGUCGGAGCAGCAGGACACUCUGAAGACUGGCUCGUCCACUAACAACAACGACGAGGAGAAAUCAAGGCAGCUGGAGAGAGAGAACAGGGAGCUGCAAAAGAUCAUCCAGGAGAAAGAAGAGAGGGUAUCGGCACUCCGCAACCAGCUGGCAGAGAGACAGGCUCUACGCAACCGCCGCCGACCCUCUGCAGGCCAGAAUCAGAACCACAACGCCCCGCCACCCUCAUCCCAGCAGGAUCCCAAGUCUCUGCUUCCCCCGCCCGGCUACCCCAACCCCACCACGGACAAUCACUCCCUCCCGCCGUCUUUCUCCAACUCCUCCAACCUGUACCCGGCGGACAGCAAGAUGAGCCGCAACCACUGUCACAACAGCCAGAUCCCACUGUUGUAUAAAUAGGCGAGGCAAGGGGGGAGGGGGGAGACAGUCACACAGUGCACACGGGGGACACAAAACACCACAAGACACUGUGACUUUCACUUGUUUCGGCGAUGAGCACAGCAGUGUAGUGACACUGUUUUGAAAUACGGUGUGGAAGCACAAAUAUGUACAGGGGAGUGCUUAACACUUGGCAGCUUCUGAGAGUCACGCAGGUAACACCCGUCCUCACAGUUUUGAUCUCACUGUGUUCAACCCAACAACAAGGCACUUGUGACUGGUCGAAGCGGCAACAAGCACAUCUCAGACUAGCAGCACUGGAGGUCUUUUCAAAGGUCGAGUGCACGAAAAGAUCUCUUAAUCAUUCCUCUCCCUCAUUCGUUAUCUCGUUCUGUUGUGGAGACACCGCGUCGAGGAUGUUACAAGGAAAAGUUUGUGUUUGUGUCUUUGCUAUAUCGUCUCCACCUCUUGUCUCUCGAGUUUGUUGACUAGACAAGCACAUACAGUAGUGAUUUAUAUUGUUCUGUAAUAUCAGAUCUGUUUUGUCAUGGAGUUGAUGUUCAAUUAUCUGUUUACUUUUCAGGAGAGUUGUGAAAACUGAAAUUUACAAAGGGACAAAGCAAUGUACAGUUUUUUUCCAAUGUUUCCUCGACUGUGCGGAAUACUGGUCUCACUGAAAAGUGAUAAUGUGCAUUAUUAAAUAGCCAUAAUCAAGAAGGGCCAACAAGCUUGGCACAUACGUAUGGAUGUCUGUUGUCAGGACUGUGUAUUCAAGUACAGCACUGCAUCUUAAAGACCCAGCCCUUUGCUGAUAUAUGAACUUCACUAAUAUUACAGUAGACCCAUUUCAAAGGAGAAUAUUAUCAAAGCUUACUGAUGUGUAAGAACAAUUUUGAUAGUUUUGCCGUUUGAAAUAAUGAUUUACACUGGCCACUCCUGCAGCCACAGUCACUGCAGGUGACAGAUAGAGAUCAAAAAGCCGGAAAACUCAAAAUUCCCACUUGCCAGAAGAAUAAUUUGUACUAAGCCGAUUUAUAUUCCAUGCAUGCAGUGAGAUGCUGGGCUUCUACAAUGGCUAUUUCUGUAGAUAUUAAGAGAAAGCACAGUUUUUCCUCAAGAUUUUAUAUAUGUAAAUCUGUAACACGUCAUUCGUGUGAGCCUUUUUAUUUCGAAAGGAUGUUUUUUUUUUUUUUUAAUGUUUUCCCAUAACAGACAAUCUGGAUGGAUGUUCUUUUUUUUUUGUAUUUUUCUUUCCCAUUUUGCCUUUGAAUAACUUACAGUUGUAAAUGUAUCAAAGACAGAUAUACGUAAAGUAAUGUGACAUACUGUAUUUAUUCAGCAGUUAAUCUGGAUGUACUAUUUCAUUCAUGAGCUAUUUCCAGAUUUUAUAAAGCAAUGAUACCUGAACAGCUUUAUCAACAGGUAAAACAAUACUUUUGUCAAAUAUUUUUAAAGAUAUAUAUAUUUCAGUGCGCACUUUAAACUCAACAAACUACAGUUACUCCAAUUUAUGUUGCUGUUAUUCUAAUACAUUUUAGCUCAGGGUAUGGAGAGGGACAUAAAUGAAUGAAAUAGGCCAUAUUUAUUAACUGUGCAGUUCCUGGAUCAGAUAGUGUAACAUAUGAAUGCAGAAAUAAUUUAGGAAAUGUUCUAUUAUCUUGCACAUAUAUGACAAUAUUCAUGGAUUUGGGGAUAUUUGUAUUCAUUAUAUCUAAGAUCUUAAAUGUUAAUAUAUUUCAGAGUAUGUGUAUGCAAAUAUAUGGGUACCAUAAAUAAAAUCAUUGUUU
Molecule: messenger RNA, 5552 nt
Organism: Thunnus maccoyii (southern bluefin tuna)
Lineage: Eukaryota; Metazoa; Chordata; Actinopteri; Scombriformes; Scombridae
Gene: gabbr1a
Product: gamma-aminobutyric acid (GABA) B receptor, 1a
Exons: 24
Coding region: 793-3786 (997 amino acids)
Biological process (GO): G protein-coupled receptor signaling pathway; gamma-aminobutyric acid signaling pathway
Cellular component (GO): membrane; G protein-coupled receptor heterodimeric complex
Molecular function (GO): G protein-coupled GABA receptor activity
Source: RefSeq, a predicted model, not a curated record